CUUGCUCUUCAAUCCUCUCAAACUUUCCUCAAUUUUCAUCUCAAAUCAUGUUAUAUAAUUAAAUGUGCUCCCUCCCUCCCUCCAAAAACAGUUCUUAUCACUGCAUAGAUAAGCAAACAUUGACUUUCGUACUUUGCUUAUGUUUUUGUGCUGUGAUAAACCAAGGCAGAUCAUUAGUGCUCCAUUAGUUACUAUUCUCUGAUCUUUCUUUCUGUCUUCUGUUCAAGAUGGGUUCUAUGGCCAGCCCAGAACCUUGGGUUGCUUACACAAACACCAAAGAUUGUUCUCAGGGUUUUUGUAGUGUUUACUGCCAACAAUGGUGCUAUAAGGAAUUCCCUCCUCCACCUCCCUUUGAAUUCCCUCAUGCAAGUGCUGGAAUUUGCUUUCCACCUUUUGUUAUUGCCAUUAUAGGCAUUUUGGGAAGUGCUUUGCUUCUUGUGAGUUACUAUGCAAUAGUUUCCAGGUAUUGCAAGAAGAGAGAUUCCUCCAGAAGGAGAGAAACUCACUUCCCAAUUGUGGAAUCAGUGGAGAAUCAACAUCCUUCAAACCAUGAGCCCUGGAUUGUUUCUUCUGGCAAUGGCUUAGAUGAGGCUCUGAUCAAGUCAAUUACACUGCUCAAGUACAAGAAAGGAGAUGGCCUAAUUGAAGGGACAGAUUGCUCGGUUUGUCUAAGUGAAUUUCAAGAUGAUGAAAGCUUGAGGCUUUUACCAAAUUGCAGCCAUGCUUUUCAUGUAAUGUGCAUUGAUACUUGGUUCAAAUCUCACUCGAAUUGUCCAUUAUGCCGUGCAAACAUUGCUUUUGCCAAUGCUUCUUCUCCUCCUCAAUUGCCUCCUGUGAUGGAAUCUCCACCAGGCAAUGAGUCCACAUUGCAUAGCGAUCACGAGAUUGAGAAUGUAGCUUCUGAAGAAGACUUGGAGAUGGGAAUCAGGGAAGCAGAAUCACAGAAUGACAUCACGAGAAUUUCCACCAGACAGGCUACCAAUUUGGCCACUUCAGGUGAUCACAGCAGACUAAGUGGCGUUACAAUUGAAGAAUGCGAAAAAAUAACAAGAUCAGUGUCUAUGGAUUGCACAAGUCAGAGGCGAUUAUCGUUAGCUGAUGUUUUGCAGAUUGAUCAGGACGAAGAAGGUCAAUCAAUGGAAAAGAUCACGCUUAGAGAUGAUGUUGGGACAUCAAAACAACCACAUGUAGAUAUGAUCAGGUCUAGCAAUAGGAAUAUAGUGUUGCAUUGUGUCUCAAGCCCUGCUAUUCUGAAGAAACCAUUUUCGAGUGCUAGAUUUCUUUUCACAAACGCUGGAAGGGAAGGCAUGAACUAAUUCCCCUGUGAAAUUUUGGAAAAUACAUUAUCAAAACGAAAAGAAGAAAUGUCAUUGAGCAAUCAAAGCUCCUAUUUUAUUA
Molecule: messenger RNA, 1398 nt
Organism: Coffea eugenioides
Lineage: Eukaryota; Viridiplantae; Streptophyta; Magnoliopsida; Gentianales; Rubiaceae
Product: RING-H2 finger protein ATL52-like
Exons: 1
Coding region: 228-1316 (362 amino acids)
Biological process (GO): protein ubiquitination
Molecular function (GO): transferase activity
Source: RefSeq, a predicted model, not a curated record